Molecule: messenger RNA, 2241 nt
Organism: Armigeres subalbatus
Lineage: Eukaryota; Metazoa; Arthropoda; Insecta; Diptera; Culicidae
Exons: 3
Coding region: 1-2241 (746 amino acids)
Molecular function (GO): nucleic acid binding
Source: RefSeq, a predicted model, not a curated record
AUGACUAAACCGGAAUCGCUGAACCAAAUCAGUGGAUCCUGCAAAAGUUGUGCUAAAAAACAUCACUCGCUGCUCCAUCUACCACCCCUAUCGUCGGCUGCGUGCUCAUCAACUUCAGCUACACCAACACCAGCACAUGAGUGCAAACUCGCAGCAACAAAGACGUUGCAAUCAAGUCAGUUAUCGUCAGUCGCGCGGUUAAAAUGCUCACCGUCGGAAGAGCACACGGUUGCCUCACCACCAGUCGAAUCGUCGUUACGUGCGGAUACGUCGCGCGGUCAUUUCCUCCCCUCAUCGUCUCGUUCCUUUGCCGAUAUCGCCACAGACAAUGCUCCAUCUAGCUCUUAUCAAAGUGCAGAAGUGAAUAAGUGUCAACGUGCUACUGUGUUGCUUUCAACGGCCGUGAUCAAGGUAAAGGACGCGAACAACAAUUACACGUUCGCCAGAGCAUUGCUUGACAGUGGUUCUCAACCAAGUUUUAUAUCAGAAUCCUUGUGUCAGAAACUGCAAUUAAAACGAACGAAACUGAACUCUCCAGUUAGUGGAAUUGGGCAAUCAACUGUGAACGUGCACUAUGGAGUGACUCUUCAUCUGUCCUCGCGUUUUGAUACUUUCACCGCUAUCCUGGACUGCCUGGUUUUACCUAAGCUGACUGUCUCACUUCCUAGCCACCAUAUCGAUGUUUCCCGCUGGAGAAUCCCCCGGAAUCUUCCUCUAGCCGACCCUCAAUUUAAUAUCAGUCGUGGAGUGGACAUUAUUAUCGGUGCUGCAUUGUUUUUCGACCUGCUAGAACACCAGCAAAUACUUUUAGCCACUGGAUACCCGUCGUUGCAGAAAACUGUAUUGGGGUACAUCGUUUGUGGAAAGGUUGAACCCCCACAAGAAGUCGUCCAAGAACAGUGCAGCAACUUUUGUGUAGAUGGCCUUGAUGCUCAGCUUGAACGGUUUUGGGAGAUGGAAAAUUUUGAUGAAGGUAAAGCAUUUUCUCCAGACGAGCAAUACUGCGAAGAACAUUUUAAAACCACUGUUCAACGAGAUGACACUGGGCGUUACGUCGUUCGGCUUCCCCUGAAGGAAGAAAAACUACCGUUUCUUGGGGAUUCGUACAGUUCAGCCCUUCGAAGAUUCCAGCAAAUGGAAAGAAAGUUUGUAUUAGAUCCAGAGCUUCGUAAUAGCUACCAGCAGUUUAUGGAAGAAUAUGAGAGGUUGGGACAUAUGGAGUUGAGUGCGAGCCCGUCGUAUAACCCACAGUUUUACCUUCCCCACCAUUCCAUCCAGCGCCCAGAUAGCUCGACCACGAAAACCCGUGUGGUAUUUGACGGUUCCUGUCACGGAUCGGCUCAGUUAUCGUUGAACGAAGUGCUCUACGUUGGACCCACAGUGCAACCAGCGUUAUAUUCCAUCGUCAUCAAUUUUCGAUUACCUCGCUUCGCCAUAACGGCUGAUGCCGAGAAAAUGUUCAGGCAAAUAUGGGUGCAUCCAGAAGAUAGAAAGUUCCAGCAAAUAGUAUAUCGGAAAGAAACAUCAGAACCAAUUCGUACUUAUCAGUUGAAAACCGUCACUUACGGUCUGGCAAGCUCUCCGUUUCAUGCUACACGUGUGCUCAAUCAGUUGGCGAUCGAUGAAGGUGACAAAUUUCCUCUUGCCAGGCCCGUUGUCCUCAAUGGUAUUUAUGUAGAUGACGUAAUCACCGGACAUGAUGAUUUAGAAACUUUGUCUGAAACCUGUACACAACUAAAUGAGAUGUUACACACUGCCGGGUUCUUACUUAGGAAGUGGGCUUCCAAUUGUUCCGUUAUCCUCAACAGUAUUCCAGAAGACCUCAAGGAAACAGCAUCAGAGUUGGAGCUCGAUCGCUCGCCAGCAGUGAAAACGCUGGGAUUACUAUGGUUCCCUCAACGGGACGCGUUUAAGUUCAAAGUUCCUGUGCUAAGCGAGAUCUCUUCCAUUACCAAGCGGACUGUAGUGUCCGAAAUGUCCCAGCUUUUUGAUCCGCUUGGGCUUCUUGGUCCCGUUAUAGUAAAUGCUAAAAUAAUGAAGUCGGACAACUAUAUUGAACUACUGGACUGUAUGUUGAUACCGUUCACAGAGGAUGUAAUGGACAAUGACUUCAUUUUCCAGCAGGAUAACGCUGCAAUUCACGUGAGCAAGGUGUCCAAACAAUGGUUUUCGGAGCACGACAUAACCCUUUUGGAGUGGCCAGCGCGGAGUCCGGAUCUCAAUCCCAUUGAGAAUCUUUAG